AUGUAUGUGACUCAACACAAGGUGUGGUGGAGGCUUGAUCCACCGUUCAUGUAUGUGACUCAACACAAGGUGUGGUGGAGGCUUGAUCCACCGUUCAUGUAUGUGACUCAACACAAGGUGUGGUGGAGGCUUGAUCCACCGUUCAUGUAUGUGACUCAACACAAGGUGUGGUGGCUGCCAGCAGCGUCUACCACCAGUAUACAAGCUCCUCUGGUGGCUGUGUACGCAGUGAGAGGCACCACAGCCAGACUACCUUGUAAGUUCUCCACACAACUGAAUGAUCCAGUCAUACUGGUCCUCUGGUACAAGAACGGAACCAAAACUCCCAUCUACAGUGUGGACUCGAGGGUGAGGAGCCAGGAGCUAGUGUCUGGAAUUACUUACAACUCCCAGUACCUGCCAGGCCACCUCACACACAGGGACCAGGAGAUGGUGUCUGGCAUUACUCACGACUACCAGUAUUUGCCAGGCCACCUCACAUACAGGGACCAGGAGCUGGUGUCAGGUAUCACUCACAACUACCAGUACCUGCCAGGUCGUCUCACACGCAGGGACCAGGAGUUGGUAUCUGGCAUCACUCACAACUACCAGUACCUGCCAGGUCGUCUCACACGCAAUAACCAGGAGUUGGUAUCUGGUAUCACUCACAACUACCAGUACCUGCCAGGCCACCUCACACUCAGGGACCAGGAGCUGGUGUCUGGUAUCAAACACGACUCCCAGUACCCGCCAGGUCGCCUCACACACAAGAAGGACAGACUGGACUGGACACUACUGGUUCAUCAAGUGGAGUACAGUGACCAGGGUCUGUACCGCUGUCGCCUUGACUUCCAGUCGUCACCGACGCUCAACACUAGAGUACACCUCCAUGUUGUCGAUGUUCCUAGUGAGGUGCGUGUGUACAGCAGCAGCGGGUCGCUGGUGCAAGGGCAGUGUGCUGUGCAACUGGGCAAGCCUCUCAGCCUCACCUGUACUGCUGCAGGAGGUAAUCCACUACCAAAUGUGACGUGGUGGUUGGGCUCUACUCUCCUGGACUCCAGACCAGAGAAGCAGCAACCACCUGCCACCACACUGACCACCACCACUGUAGAGUACGUCAGCAAUACGCUGCGUAUAGCGUCCAUUAUGCGUCACCACCUAAGCCAUAAUCUUACCUGUAUGGUGGCUAAUACACCUGUCUUACCACCGCUCACUGCCUCUGUCCUGCUAGUUGAAACAGACUCCCGGCUGGUAGUGCGUCUGUCAGCUCCUCCUGGCAGGCUCUCAGGAGGACGUCUAUACGUCUUAAAGUGUGAGGCGUCUGGUGUACGUCCGCCUCCAGUUGUCACCUGGUGGCUCCGUGGACAGCAACUCACCCGUGACAUCAAUGUGCAGAGCUUGAGUGAGGACUCUGCUGUGUGUCUGUUGCGUCUGCUUGUGUCUGCCGUUGACGACGGUAGUCUGCUGGAGUGCCGUGCCAGGGCGCCCACCCUCCCUCACCUCACAGCUGCAGACUCCACCAGACUCACCGUCCAUUAUGUGCCUGAGGCUAGUAUUAGCAUCACUGGUGUGGGCGCCGGUGUGGGAGGCCAAGCAGGUGUGGGCGACCUGCACGCUGGGGACUCUGCCACGCUCACCUGUACCGCCCGCGCUAACCCACCUGCCUACAACGUUACCUUCAUGUUCAAUGGUCGUACUUUGCAGAGGGAACAUGUGAUCAAGGACGGUAGAACACUCACCUUGCAGCACCUAACCUACAGGGACGCUGGCCUCUACACCUGCCUCGCCUCCAAUCCUGAAGGUGACGGCCAGAGCAACGCUGUCACUCUCAACAUUGCCUACAGACCUGUGUGUGCGUGGGAGAGUGCCAGGGAGGUGGUGGCACUGCCUGGGGAGGUAGUGGUGUUGGAGUGUCAAGUGUCAGCCUCUCCACCACAAGUCUCCUAUACUUGGGAGACUAUCUCCAACAUCAACAAGGAGGAGGAGGUUGGAGUCCCACUCUACCACGAGGAUGACGGGCUGACGUCCAUGGGGUGGCUGAGGGCUGACAAUGUCAGCGGUGGCAGCCAGCAGGCACAGUGCCGCCCCAGCAAUGCAAUGGGUGUCACUCACCGGCCCUGUGUCUUCAACAUUCUGCUAACAGGAGAGCCGAGCACUCUGGUCGGUUGUUAUUAUCAUGACGUCACAACCGACUCUGCCAGCGUCACCUGUUCACCUGGAACACCUUCCAGUCACCUUCCUGAGACCUACCAUAUUGAGGUACGGGAGGCCUCCGAGGUGCUAGCAGUGUAUAACAGCACGAAGCCCAAGUUCAACCUGACUUCGCUGACACCAAGUCGUGACUACGUGUUAUCCAUGUAUGCUACUCAUGCCAAGGGUCGCGGUCACCAGACCACACUACUCAUGAGAACCCGCACUCCAAUGGCUGAGCAAGUCGCACCUGAGAGAGUAGACCUACCUGUCACCUCAGUGAAGAAUGCAGGGAAGGAUCUGGUGCAGUCUGCAGAGUCUCCACAACAGGUAAACAAGUGGAGGAGUGUGAGUGUGGGUGUGGUCGUGGGUGUUGUGGUGGGUAUUGCAGUGGUAGUCACAGGAGUGGUUACUUGCCGUGCCCGCCGUACCCAGGCCUCCUUCUCUACCCAGACACAACAACGAACCUCUCAAGAUCCCUUACUGGAACUACAAGAGGCCGGUCUCUCUCACGCCUGUACUAGACACCAGUCCUGUGAGCUACUGACAACGUUCUCGCCGGUACCUAUGGUGAUAACACAAGCAAUGCCUAUCAAGACAUCUGGGAGAGCAUCCACACACAGCGCCACGAGCGGGUCCUCAUCUGGGGAACGUGAAGACAGCGGGGCACCCAUACACGUCAUAGAGCUUGAGGAUGAUAACACCUUAACUCCCAGAGUGGAUGUUACAUCCUCAUCCAGCUUAUCACUCCUGAGCACGAGAGAUGAUGUAAUGAACGUUCACUACUUGCUGCCUCCUCCACAACUAGCACAUCAGCAGUCCUUGUCCAGGACCGAGACUAGACCUCAAGAGAGAUCAAGGUCAAACCCCCAGAAGCAAUUAUUAUCUAACAACAACAAUUAUACUCAGUCUCAUUUACCAUCCCAGGAUCUUACCCAACUCCAGCCCCUAAACACAACAUACAAUCUACGACCAAACAUGCAUACUAUCAACGUACCUAACACUACUCCCAAUAUUCAGUUCCUCUCCCAGUUCCCCAGCUCUAUGUCUCACUCUCAUGUACUGCCAUACAUUACCACCAUCACGUCACCUCAGUCUUACACUUCCACUUUACCCCAAGUUACGUUUCGUAAUACGUUUCUACAACGUACAGGAGCCCCUCGUGCUGCAACCUCAUACCAAACUCCGACUCCUCCACUAACUUCUGCUCUUAUGGAAGUCACAACUCCUGCAAACGAUGUCCCUCCUCCACAUGACAAACUCUUACACCAAAACAUAUCACAGGCACGCCUAAAUGCAGCAGGUUCCCGAAAUAAUACCUUACAUGAAACUCCACUGAACCUAGAAUCCUCUGAAGCGUUUCGACGAUUUAAAGAUAGUGAACCCGAGGUUAAUGUUAGGUUCUAUGACAGUGAACCUGUGGUUCAUUCUAGAUUUAAUGAAAGGAAGAACGUUGCUCAUUCUAGGUUCAAUGAGAGUGAAGCUGGGGUUCACUGCAGAUUUAGCGAGAGUGAAACUGUAGUUCAGUCCAGUUUCAUUGAGACUGAACCUGCAGAUAAACGAGAGCCCUAUACCUCAUCAAGGCUAUAUAGGCCUACACAGGCUUACACUCCAGUACUUGCACCCUCACCUACAAUUAUACACACUACCCUUGAUAACCAAAAUCACUUGGAAAUGCUUCAAUAA
Molecule: messenger RNA, 3855 nt
Organism: Cherax quadricarinatus
Lineage: Eukaryota; Metazoa; Arthropoda; Malacostraca; Decapoda; Parastacidae
Source: RefSeq, a predicted model, not a curated record